AUGUCCGUACAGCAAUGGAUCACGCCCCUCCAGGGUCUCGAUAGUCUGCGCCAGACCGAAGUACCGAUGCCCACCCCGAGCCAGGGUGAAGUGCUAGUGGAAAUCCAUGCGGUCUCGCUGAAUUAUCGCGAUGUCGAAGGCGAGUAUAAGCACCAUAAAGCUUCUGAGCAGGAUGCUACCCUCGUCCCUUGCUCGGACAUGUGUGGUGUGGUCACUCACGUUGGUACCGGCGUGACAAAAUGGGCGGUGGGCGAUCGUGUCCUCUCCACCUGCUUCCCGGACCAUCUCACCGGGCAGAUCACCGAAAAAGAGCUGUCCCGGAGCCUGGGGUCGCCACAGGAUGGCGUCCUGGCCACUCACCGGGUUUUUCCCGAGUAUGCCCUGAUCAAAGCUCCCGACUACUUGUCCGACCAGGAGGCGAGCACGUUGCCGAUCGCGUCAGUCACAGCAUGGAUGUCCAUCAACGGAAUGCGACCCAUGGGCCAGAGUGGUGGCAAGGGCGAGUAUGUUUUGUUCCAAGGCACCGGAGGCGUGUCCAUCGCCGGAUUGCAGAUUGCCAAGGCAUCCGGGGCGAAAGGUGAGGUGCAGUCGAAACUAGAAAAAACACACCAACUGAGAUGGCCAUCUAGUGAUCAUCACCUCCUCCAGCGAGGCGAAAUUGGAGCAGGCAAGACAGUUGGGUGCUGA
Messenger RNA from Penicillium lagena, 687 nucleotides. Its product is annotated as zinc-dependent alcohol dehydrogenase family protein. The record is from RefSeq and is a predicted model, not a curated record. NCBI's taxonomy places the organism in Eukaryota, Fungi, Ascomycota, Eurotiomycetes, Eurotiales, Aspergillaceae. The coding region runs from base 1 to 687 and encodes 228 amino acids. The transcript has 2 exons. Gene Ontology annotation, molecular function: oxidoreductase activity.